AUGGAGGCAUGCAGUAGUAGUAGUAGCUUGAAUUCGACAACGAAAUCUCCACUUCGAACGAUACCAAAGGUGAGGACUAGUUUUCGGGUUUCUAGGCCACGCGGUUUUAUCGAAGAUUUCCCGUCAGGCGGAAGGUAAUUAAGAGGCAGAACGGGAUAUUUUCAAUAAAAAUCUAUUUUUUGACACAUUUUGUAAAAGGUCAAUUGAGUUUAAGAAAUUCCUUCAUCUCUAAACCUAUCUGAAAGUUCCCAGGGCCGAGUUUGGUUUCCUAGGCCACGCCGAAAUUUUUUCAUUUUUUUCGCGAAAAAAAUUCGGUUUUUUUCAUUUUUCACUUUUCAUAGCCGGAAAGCGCUUAAAAAUCUCUCGAGAAUUAAAAAAGAACAAAACUUAUUCUCAUGAAUUUAUUAUACAUAGACGCAAAAAAACCCAGAAAAUUGCAGAUCCGAAUAUGUGCAAAUGUAAGCCAAGAGGAUCUGAACACGAAACGAUGUCAACUAUCAGAAAAUCAACAAAAUCUAUGUGUUGAGGGUAAAAACUAUUCGCGCGGUGUUUUCGACCACGUUUUCUGGCCCGAUUCGUCGCAAGACGAUAUUUCCCACGCAUUCCUACACGACACCAUAAAAUCCGUAGUGCUUCAAGGAAAUGAUGCGACAAUUUUGUCAAUGGGCUCAAAAUCCGCGGGUUUGUUGUCUUAUUUUUUUUGUUGGUUUUCUCUGGUUUUCAAGGACUCUUUUAGGCAAAGACGAGCGAUUGUAUGGUGAAAAUAUUGGAGGAAGUACUUCAAGAAAUGGGCUCGUUCAAAUCGCGAUAACACAAUUGAUGACACUUCUAGAAGAGAUGAGGUCAGCAGUUUUCAGCAAGAAAAAACAUUGAUAACCUAAAUUUGUUUUCAGAAGUGAUGAAGAGCGUGUUCAAGUUCGAAUGAGCGCAAUAAUGAUUUCACAACACGAUUCGACUAUUCUCGAUCUUCUCAGUCCUUUCAAUCCCGAUCCACGUCAUCGAAUUGUCAGAUUUGUUGAUGAUUUGAGAACCGGUGUUUAUAUUGAUAACGAAUCCGAGAUUCGCGUGGAAUCUAUUGAUCAGGCACUAUUCUAUCUGAAUACAGCGGUAGAUCAUAGACUAAUCCGUAAGUGUGAAAAGAAUAAAGAUUUUUGUGCACGUGACCUUCUCUCCAUCAAAUCCAAUUUUUCUAGAAGACGAAGCGACGCAUCGAACAUGCCACGUGUACAUCUCAUUAUCAGUUUAUAGUCACAAUUUAUCUGAAACUGAAAAAUCAGGAGGCCGUCGACGAUUAUGUUUCCUUGACAUGGGAAUUGGUGAUCGGAAUUCAAUGGAUAAAGGAAUCACAAUGCCCGGAUUGGGAAGUAUUUUGUUGGCAAUGGUUCAACGCAACAAGCAUGUGCCUUUAAGGUAUCCAUAUUUUUUUAAAUUGAAAAUAAAAUAAAAUAUUUUUCUGAGAAAAACAUGAGAAACUCCCCAAAGACAUUUUUUUUUGACAAAUUGUUGCGGUAAGUGAAAAAGUUGUAAGGAAUAUAUUUUGCAUCUUUUUUUUUCAUAAAAAAGUCUCUGGGGAAUUUUUUGAAGCAAAAAUUUUUGAGCAAAAAUAAGUUUUAAAAAAUAAAAGUUUUUGCAGGGAGACAACAACUUGUCAAUUAAUACGCUGUGCAUUAUCGAGCUCCAGAUUCACCACAUUUCUCUUCUCAUUUGGGUCUCGAAACGAUGACAAUGAGAAUAUCGCUCAUCUUGCUUGUAAAAUAGCGAGAACUCGGUUGAAAAAUGCAUUUGGCGGCUCGAAUUCAACACUGUUGAAAAAUAAGAAACAUCUGGUUGGUUUUUUUUAGUUGGUUGAGGUCUAAUGAUGAAAUAUGUUGCGAACACAUGUGUUUGAAGAAUUUUUUAAAAGUUUUUUUUAGUUGAGAGCAAGUCUUGGGCUUUUUAAGUCGGACAAAGGCUAAUUCUAAAGUUAUUUUUUUUUCAAAAAUGCCACGUGGCAAAAAAUGCGGAUCUCAAAUUCAAAAAGAAAUCUCCACUGAUCCCGGAAACCUCUCGCAACAUUUUCUUUCUUUCUUUUUUUGCAACAAAAAAAAUAAUAACGAAAAAUGAAAUUUGAUCCGAUUAAUAUGUAUAACAAAUAUUUAGUAAAUAAAAAAAAAGUAUAUUUCAUUUUUCUUCCAGAACAAUAAUUCAAGUGAGGCGUCUUCAAGUGAUACAACAAGUAGAAAUCGGCGAGAUUUGGAGAGCGGAUCGGAAUUCUCGGCGGCUGAAACUGUCAUCUAUUUGGGACCCUCGACUUCAUCAGGUGAGACAUUUUAUAUUUUAUUUUAUGAAUCUGACUAAUUGACAACUGUUCUUGAGAUUCACUUAAAAAUGAGACAAAAAGAGAUAGGCGGGUGGGUAAAUACGAUUUUUGAUUGCCUAUCAUUUUUUAUGACUUGAUUUGUUGUUGUUGUUUUUCUUGGCACCGAUUUUUUGUGUCAUAAAAAUAAGAAAUAGGUGAAGAAGUGAUGGCUUCUGAAGUAACAGAACCUAGAAACCCUAGUUGUCAAGUAGGCGCUCCUUAGAAAGCCGAUUGUCUAGGACUGGCGCCGAGAGAUCUACUCUAGCAAGGAGCCGAUCCUUGAGAUCUUCUAUGCCAAGAAGACGACCCAGAAAAUCUUGAUUUUCCAGCAAAACUUUGGAUCUUCUCAUUUUCUCCCAGAUCUCUUAUAUCUAGAUAGAAUUAAUUAAUCUCUUAGAUUCCAACACAAAACCAACAAGAAAAAAAACAGUUUUUAGUGUAAAAUGAAAAUGUACAUUUGACAUGUCACUUGGAUGUCUCUUUUUUCCAAAAAAAAGAUUUUCAAGUACUCAUCAAUCAUUUCCUCUUUUUUCAUUUGUCUCCCUUUUGACUCCCAUUUUUUUGUCGAUCUUGUUGUUUCUUGUUGUUUUGUAGUUUGAAAUAUUUUUGGGUCAUUUGAGAAGUUUCGUGGAUUGAAGUUGGGUUAAUUGAGAAUUUGACGGAGAAAAUCAAGAAAUUCUAAAUUUUUGGUGAUGUUCCAAAGCGAGGAAAAAUUGAUUUUUUUCAAAAUGUUUACCAAACAUUGUUUUGAAUUCUCAAAAGCUACAUAAUUUUCAAAAUAUUCAAUUUUUUUCUCCAAAAAAUCUAAUUUUCAGAUUUCCCAAGAGCCUUAUAUUUUUAGACCUAAUUUUCACGAAUUUCAUGCGCUAGAUUUGUAAUUUCAAAAAAACUCUUCAGAUUAGAACUAAAUUUUAGCGGAAAAUCCAAUUUUCUAGGAAAAAUCUGGAAUUCGGGCUUUCCAGGCGCGCCUUCUUGACAUAUAAGCUCAUAAGGCUCGUUUACUUGAUGUAGAGGCUCUCAAGGCGCGGCUUCUCGCCAGAUAGAAGUUCUAGAUGCGGGUCCCAGAAAAUUGAGUUAUCUAGGCUCGGCUCCUAGCCAGAUAGGAUCUCUAGAUGCGGCUCUUAAUACGGCGUCCAAGUGAAAAAGAAGCGUACGCGAAAACGCGUAGAUUCGCGUUACUUUUUGCAAAAACGCGUGUGUUUGGACAAAAAAAACGCGUAGAUCUACGCGAUUCUACGCGUUUUCGCGUACGCUUCUUUUUCACUUGGACGCCGUAUAAGAAAUUGAUGCUUUUAGGCGCUGCUACUUGCUGCUACGGCGCUGAACCUUGAUAAUUGAACUUUCUAAGCGUGGUUACUUGACAACUCUAAUUUCUAAGCGUGGCUUCUUGGCAUAUAAGUUCUCAAGUCGUGGCUCCGAUAAUCUUUAGAAUUUUCCCUUCUGGGAACCACGAUUUUAGCCAAAAUGUGUCUACACAACUUGCCGUGUUCACACUUUUCUAAUCUCCAAAACUUUCCCAACAACCAUUUUCACACCAAUGUAAACAAUCAAUCACCACAUUGUCAUCAAAAGUUUCUUUUUUUUCCUUUUUUCUUUCUCGCUCGCUAAAAAUCACAAUAUAUCAGAUCAUUGCAUGUGAUGAUUAAAUCUUUUGCAAUGUUUUUGUUGUUUAUUAUUAUUAUCUCACAAAUAUCUAUAGCUAGGCUAUCCCACUUAUUUCUCUCUUCCCCCCAUUUUUAUCCCUUCUCGAAGGCGGUGUGCUCUUUUACUCCUCUUCUCCAGGAAGAUUGCGACAUAUACCGAUGAUCUUUAUUAUUUCUCGGCCAUCUCUAACCGCCUGUAAUAUUAUUGCUAUUUUUAUUACCCUCUUUUAUGCAAUGUUUAUACUUUUUGGCAGGAAGAGACGAGGUCCUAUUAUUACUCAUAAUAAUAAUAAACCAGACAGCGAGAAAUUAUCAGGUUCUUCUUUUUUUUUUCUGAUAUUAUUAUGUGUUGUUUUUUUUGUGACCACUUUCUCAUUUUUGAUCUACCCGCCUUACCGAGAAAAAUAUUAUCAAUUUUUCCCCAAAAAAAAAUAUUUUCAUUUUCUAGUGCCAUCUACACCUACACGAGCACUUCAUCGAACGAGUCGAACGAAUAGUCAGACGAAUAUUUCGCUAGCUGGAAGUGGAGCUGAAGAUUUGACGAAACCGUUGAGUAUUGAGACUAAGGUUGGUGGUUUUUUUGGAAAAUUUUAGGUUCAAAUUUAUGCCACGUGGCAUUUUUCUGUGCAAAAUUUGAACUCGUCUAGAUUUACUUUUUUUUUAAUAAAAAACUUAACCUGGAAUUGCCGAAACGAAAAUCAAAAAUAUCUUGAAUAAAUAUUAUUUCAAAAAAUUCUGAAACCUAUUUUUUCCGGGAAAUUUUUUUUAAAAAAAAAACCUAGAAAAUUUUCAUUUUGGAAUUUAAUUUCGAGUUUUCAUAAAUCAAGAAUUUUUCCCAACUCUUAAAAUCUGAACCUCUGAAAUUUUUCGCAUUCGAAAAUUCCCUGAAAAUUCCUAAAAUUGGAAUUUUUAACAUGAUUCCUGAAAAUAGGCAUGAGAAAUAAUAUCUACGAAAAUUUUGAAUUUAUGACACGUGGCAUUUUAAUGUGCAAAAUUUGAACAUAAAAUCUGAAACUCGUCUAGAAAAAUGUUAUUCUCUUUAAAAAAAUUUCAAAUGAAAAAAAAUUUUCAAAAAAUUCAAUUAAUGAAGUUGCGAAAACGAAAAUCACAAAUAUCUAGAAUAUUUCAAAAAAUUUCUGAAACCUAUUUUUUCCGGGAAUUUUUUUAAAAUAAAAAACCUAGAAAAUUUUCAUUUUAGAAUUUAAUUUCGAGUUUCCAUAAAUCAAGAAUUUCUUCCCAGCCAACCCAAAAUGCUCUUUUCGAACACCCCAAUAUUUUCUGCAAAUUCUUUAGAAAUUUUGCUCAUCUUCCAAAAGCUCUAAUGAAAUUUCCGGUCAACAUCAAACAUUGCUCAUGUUUACACUUAAUUAGCAUCCCCUCCCCCACCUUUUUUGAUCCGCCAAACAAUGCACAUUUUAUUGGAGGGCUCAUUAUUAUUAUUUAUAUUUAUAUAUUGUAUUAGUAUUUUUUGGCGAUGGCGAUGAUGAAUAAGCUUUUUGUGGUUGGCUUUUUGACACCAGCCGACACUAUUUUUGGUGGGAAACAUUGGUGUGACGCAUCACUGGUUUUUGAUUUGAUUUGAUUUUUCUCUUUUUUCUGCUUAUAGUCGUUCUUUUUCUUGGGAAAAAGUUGCCAGUUUCUCAAGAAACAGAUGAAAAAUUAUGAAAUUUGAUAGUUUUCCUGAUUUUUUUUGAUGUUUGCUUAGACUAGAUGGGUGGUUUUUUCUAGAUAGAGAUAUUUUUAGCUCCAGAAUUAACCUCUUAUGAAAAAUGUGAGCUUGAAAAUUUACGUUUCAAAAUUUUUAUUAAUUUUGUGGAGGGAUUUUUUAACAGUCCACAUGUUUCUAUAGAAAAAUGUAAUAAGCAAUUAAGAAAAACUUGCAUUCAAGUUUUGAAGAAUUCCCAAAAUUUUUGAAAGAAUUUGAAAUUUUUGGGACUACAAUUUAGAAGUUUAAGUAUUAGUUAUAAUUUUCAGCGAAUUUAGAAUUUUCGAAAUUUUUAUCGAAAAUAUGGGAUUAUUUAAUUUUUUUUCAGUUUUUCUGAAUUUUUCACCUAUUUUCUGAAUCAAAAAGUUUUUCAAUUUCCUGUUUACUUUCUUUAUUCCUCCCUUUCUUUAUUUUCCUCCUUCCUUCAAUAAACAAAUAAUUUGGUUGUAGAACAAAAUAAAAUGAAAAUUCAUAAUGAAUGAAAAUGAUGUAAUAUAAACUUUGAAAUAGCGCAAGAUGUGCGAAAAUGUAAACAUCCUAUAAGAAAAUUAGUACUACUUUCUUCCUUUUCAUUUUCAACAUAAAAAUUGGAGCCAAUUUGUAAAUAGUCUCCCCGGAAACAUCUUUUUUUUUUCUGGCCAAAUAUUAUAUCAUGCAAUAGAAAUCUAAACGACUAGUUGUAAAAAAAUCUGGUCAUUUUUGGUAAUAACAGAUGUUCCCCUGUUUUCUUUUUCUUUUUCUACGCCUUUCCCGUUUUGUCAUUUUUUCUGUUCAACAGAUAUUUCAUUCUGAGAUUUAUGUGAAUCUCAAUAAUUUCGUACAAUUUUGCAAUUUCGAAUAAAUUUGCAGUCUUCUCCGACACACUCGAUUCCGCCAAUGUUGAAAGGACAUACGCCGUUUUUCUCGAAUUCGCUGAAAUUGUAUGAUGAAUUGUGUUCGCCGCCUGGAACGUCGAAAACAUCGCCAAAUGCGUUUGGUGGAGUUAGUUUGGAGGUUGGUUUUUGUCUAGAAUUUUUGGAAUUGCCAAAGAGCGGCGCCUGGAGAUCCAUGUGGAAAGGAGCCGCGCCUUGAGAAUAUAAAUCUCAAGGAGCAGAGCCUAGGGAUCACAAUUUGGAUUUAGUUUGAUUUUUAAUUAAAAUUUAAGGUUGCCUGACCAAUUUCUGACCCAUUUUUGAAACGCAAUUUUGAGCAGAAAUUUGCCAGAAUCUUUGAAUGUUUUACCCUUCCGGAAUUGUAUCUGAAAAAUUUAUUUCAGUUUUGAAAACGUGAAAUUGUCUCUGAAAGCUUCCAAAAAACGUUACAAAAUUUGCAAAUUCAAAAAAAAAUAUACAUGAAAUUUGAUAGUAUCCAUUGUUUAUGAUAGUAUUCAUCAUCAUAAUUUUAAUUAUAUUAUUUUGUUUAUAUUUUUCACACAUUCUGUAUUAUAUCAUAUUUCACACCACACAGCUGAUAUAUUUUCAAAAAAUCAUAAUAAUUUUUUGUAGGACCGCGACGAUUUUGGAAUUAUGAUUGCGGAAGCGCCCAAAACGCCAUCAUCGAUUGCUAGUUCGAAACAGAAGAAGUGAGUUUUGGAAGGGAUUUUUUGGGAUUGGGGUAGAAUUGGGAAAAAGUGUUGCACUUUCUCAUGAAAAUCACACAUUUUCUUUAAAAAUUGCAUUUUUCUCAUUUAUUUAUUGUUGUGUUUUUCUACUCAUCUUUUUUUCUUCAAAUUCACAGCUGACUGACCGGAAAUCUUUACAAAAUGAGUGAAAUUCAUAAAUUUUCUUCCCUCAAUUCACAUUCGAAAAUUUUUGCACUCUCUGUUUCUCUUUUGUUAACAGCCGCUCUCUCUCCCCUCUCGCAUUCUUGUAUUUUUCAUCUUUCAUCUGAAUUUUGAUCCGCCUUUUAGCUACUUGCAUUCUCUAGUUUCACAGUGAAAAUGCCGCAAACUUCGGCGAUUUUUGAGAUUCGAAGUUCGCAAAUCACGCUUUUCAAAUAUUUGAAAUAUACUAUGCAAAGGGUUUUGUAAGUUUUUCUUUGGAGAAUUUUUUGAGGCUUGAAUUUUUACGUUAAAUUCAAUUUGAGCAGCAGUCGGAAAGAUUUCGGAUGAGAUUUCGUUUUCAAAAAUUGCUCAGAUCAACUUUGAACAUGACCUAUGACGUGGCAACAAUUUUAAAACACAUAAAACUUCAUUUUUUGGCAAAAAUUUUUUUUGCCACGUCAUAACUAAUUUUCAGAGCUGAGAUUACCCGAUUUUUGAAAUCAGCAUCUGAAACUACAGGUUAAAAUUUCCUUACAAAAAUAUUCAUAAAAAGUUUUAAAAAUUUUCAGAAUAAAAAGUUGUAAAAUUCAUAUUCAAAAAUUUUCCAGAUACAAUCUCGAUGAUGGAAAACGAAAACAAAUAAUGAAAUGGAUGGAAGGAUCCGAAUCGCCGCCAGUUCUCUACACAACACCAUGUUACGAUCAAAAUUGGGAGGAAACUGGCGGAAUCCUAUCGCAUCCCCUCGAAGAUAUCAUUGAACAAGAGGAAGAAUCGAUGAAAACAUCGAGUGGCUCGAAAAAGGAUCAUCCGUUGCGUAUUUUGAGUCGACAAAAUUUGGCGGAAGAGAAAAAGGUAUUUUGAUACGCGAAAACAUGUGUUUUGACAACAAGUUUUGUUAUUUUGUUGGAACUUUUGUUGGUUUUUUGCUAUUAAAAAAGAAAAAUAAAAGGAAAAAACACACCGAGGCUUGAUGAUUGAUUAGCGAACGAGCACCAAUCAAUCUUCUAUUUGUACUAUUUUAGCCUAGAUCAAAAUUCAAUUUUUUCAGGAAGGAUCUUCGGAUGAGACUGAACUCGAAUUAGUGAUGGCUGCCAGUUUAUCAUCGAUGAAAUCGCAUGAUAUAUUAGCGAAACUUGAAGCAUUGAGAAAUACAGCGAGCGGAGUGUCGUUGAACACAACAUCCGAUGAAAAUGCGUCGGAAAUGGCGGUUUAUCGAAGAGCGAGUCAAUUGGAAGAAUAUGCAAUGUUGAGAGUGAAAGAGAUUGAGGAGAACAAAUUGAAAGGGAAAAAGAAGAAAUUGGGAGGAUUGAAUUGUUGCCAAAUUCAGAGUAUGGUUUCGAGCGGAAGUACUGUGGUUGAUUGGAGUCAGAUUGAGAAGAAAAAGUGAGUAGCCUUGAUUCUUGUGUGUUUGUCUGCUUGAAAAAAGGCAGCUGGUGAUUGAUGGUUGUAUUUUGGUAUAAUUGCAAAUUGCAUAACAGAUGAUUUACAAUCUGGAAUAUAUAUAUGACCGGGGUAGAAAGGUGUUGGAUUACAGUGACUUUUUGGUAGUUAGAAGAAAUUUUAAGGCUCCCGAGAGGUUUUUUUUUUAGUUUCCAGAGUGAUUCUUUAAGACAGUUUUGAGAAAAAAUUCUGAAUCGGACCAUUUUUUGAGGAUUUGUUUCAAAAUUUGAAAUCUAUAUUUUCACCGAAAAAGCACCGAGUUUUUUCCAAAUUAAAAAAAUAGAAAUAUAUGAAAACUGACAGUUAGGGAGCCCUAGAAUGUUUAAAUUCAUCUCAAAAAAUCCCUAUUUUUCCAGAGAGCAAGAAAAGUGUGCGCAAGAAGAAGAGCAACGAAAAGAAGCCCUUCGCGAACGCCGUGCUCGCCUCAAAAUCACCGAACUCGAAAUCAAACGCGAGCGAAGUUUGAUUGACAAAGAACUUGAUGAUAAACGCGGUUUGGCCAACUCUAUCGCCCGCCAACUUCAGCAUUUCUCCCUUUCACCGUGUAGAUCUGGACCAAAACAUCUGAGAUCCAGUUCUUCGAGCACUCAACAUCAUCGAAUUGAUCCACCAAUGUGCUCACUUCCAUCAACUCCAACAAUGUCGCAUCGAAAAAUUAGCGAGCAGAAAAGGUUUGUAUUGAAGAAGGGGGCGGGAUGAGAGAGGGUGUAAUUAUUUUGGUGUUUUCUCACCCACUCGACUUUUUGACACUUUUUGUUAGAUGCGAUUAUCCCAUCAUUAUUUAUUAUUGUUACAUGUUUUUAUGCAAACUUUAUUUUAUAGAUCAAUGCAAUCUUCGAAUAACUCUUUGCCACGUCAUCAUUCACGUAGAAAAUCAUCGGCUGAUAAAUUGCCACCAACUUCCGAACGAAAAUCAUCAAAAGAUCGACGAACUCGAACAAAUAGCAACAGCAAAGAUGAUGAAUUAUUAUGGCGAAGUCCAUAUUCUCACAUGACUUCUCCCAAAACAUAUGGUGGACCGGGAACCUCAUCGUCUGGAAGAGGAUCUUCUGUGCCCGGAUCGGAUUUCGAACACAAUGCGACCAGUUCGUCGAUUGUGCCGGGAACUGAGAAACGAUCGAAACGACAAUCGUAUUCGGCGUCGAGUGGAUAUGAAUCGGCUUCCAAUGAUUAUCAUUGUUAUAGUGAGUUUUUUACUGGAAAAAUUAGAUUCAAAAUUUUGAAAAAAAUUCAUUUUAAAUUUUUUUGUUCAAAAACUUUGGUAAAAAUGAAAUUCCGAACUAAAAGCUUCUGAAAAUCUAAUUUUAAAUAUUUUCAAAAAAAUGAAUUCUGUCUAACAUGGAAAUUUUGAACUGAAAAAUUUUUCCACAAAAAUUAGAUUGGCAGCUUUAAGAUUUGGUUUCAAAAUUUUAGACAUUUUUGAGAACUGAAGUUCGAAAAUACCAAAAGUUUCAGUUCAAAUUCAAUUUUUUUUCUCAAAAAAACAUCUUUAAAACUUAUAGGCUAGGAUUCUGUUGCCUUGAAAUUAUUCUAAAUUUCAAUAUCUAUUUUCCAGCAAAAUCAUCAAUCUUCGACAAAGUCAAAAAUGCGAACGAAGAACGUAUGAAUUUCGCGCGCCAAGCCGAUCAAAUUCGCCACCGCCAACGACAACUCAAAAAAGAGCUCGAAGAUGCGAAAAGAGCCAUCGGACAAGUCGACGAUGUUCGAGUUGUAAAUGAUCAUCAAAAUUUGAAUGGAUUAAGUCGAACAACACUUAUCGAUACAUUAUUACAAGAAAAUCGAAUAUUGGAAAAACGACUGGUUGCGUGUCGAAAUCAUUCGAUGCUUGUUACCACUUUUAUUUAG
Caenorhabditis angaria is the source of this 10712-nucleotide messenger RNA. NCBI's taxonomy places the organism in Eukaryota, Metazoa, Nematoda, Chromadorea, Rhabditida, Rhabditidae. The record is from the annotation of a GenBank genome assembly.